Messenger RNA from Adelges cooleyi (spruce gall adelgid), 654 nucleotides. RefSeq lists its product as uncharacterized. Lineage: Eukaryota; Metazoa; Arthropoda; Insecta; Hemiptera; Adelgidae. The transcript has 10 exons. The record is from RefSeq and is a predicted model, not a curated record. Bases 137 to 508 code for a protein of 123 amino acids.
AUAACGAGUUGCACAUGACUAAAGUCGUUUACUUAUUUAACGUCUGUAUACAAUUCUUAGUUUUACAUUUAACCAAAAUUUCACAGUGAACACUGUUAAACGACGGCAAUUAAUUCAACGGUAUUAAGCGAACAAGAUGGCCGUUUCCAAAACCAUAUCUUUUUUAGUUGCUGUGGCAGCGAUUUUCUUUGUAUCGUUAUCGGUUGUUAGCGGCGGUGAUCCUAAAGAAAUUGUUAGCGGCGGUGAUCCUAAAGAAACCCAAUUAUUCAACCCACAUACUAUUGACAACUAUAUUGGCGGCAACAAUGUAAAUUCAAGUGCUAAGACUACUGUACAAGUGGAUUGUGCCGAUCCUGCAGAGCCGUCAACCCAAUGGGGUCCAAUAAUAAUUGAUAAUUAUGUAGACGAAAAACAAAAGAGUUUGAGUGCUAAGAAUGUUGUAAAAGUCGAUAAGUCUGAUGAUCGCGGAAAAGAAAAGAUCGAUGGUUUUGUAAUGGUUCGUCCAUAAAGAUUUGAAACGCAAAAGGAACUCAUCCGCAUAACGAAAAUAAUAUUAAAACACACAAUUUUAAACAUUGAUUUAUUAGCUUAAAUUAGUUAAGCAAAAUAGUCUAUUAUGUUCAUAAAUGUAGAAAAUCUUAUUUUCAAAAAUAA